Messenger RNA from Aspergillus mulundensis, 1503 nucleotides. Its product is annotated as F-box protein. The coding region runs from base 1 to 1503 and encodes 500 amino acids. The record is from RefSeq and is a predicted model, not a curated record. Gene Ontology annotation, molecular function: protein binding. Lineage: Eukaryota; Fungi; Ascomycota; Eurotiomycetes; Eurotiales; Aspergillaceae. The transcript has 2 exons.
AUGGCCACUCUGACGAGCCUCCCCCUUGACAUCCAGCAGCACAUCAUCUCCUAUCUCCUCUCCAAUCGCGAUGUUGCUGCGCUCUCGCUCCAAUCACGGACUUUUCAUCAGCUUUGUGACAUGCAGACCCGUCGCAAAUAUCACAAGAUCCGCAUCGCCCCAAAUACUGGCUCUCUUGACAGAGCCUUCAAUCUCCUACUGGAUAUUUUGCGACGACCAAGCUUAGGCCGUUAUGUUCGCCAAAUUAAGGUCCAUGCUCGCCUACCAAUGCAUGUGGAGUAUAUGCAGCGACAAUCGCAGCGAGACAUCGGCAGCCAGGACGAGCAACUGUUGCGAAGCGCUGUCGAAAGAGCCGGCUUUACAGCUGAGGAAGAUAGGAUAGUCAAUAUGCUAAUGCAGCGGAUGACCUCCUAUAAGUUUGUGUCGCUCUUCUCCAAGCAGUCGGAAACACGAGGGGACGAAACCUGCCUGCCGCAAGCUCUUGCCGCCAUCUUGAUCACUGUAUCGCCAUACCUUGUCUCCAUGGCGUUGCCCCCAGUGGGCGGCUCUGACGAUGUUCAAUACCCUCUGAACCAGCUCCUCCGCCGAGUCAGCGCAGGCCCCAAGACAAACAUCCCAUACUUGCAAAACCUCCGCGAGAUAUACAUUAUCAACGAGCCCGAGCCUCUUCUCGAUGACGAGCGCUUUUACUUCAGGAUGGAUUUCUUUGAGCCACUUACUGCAAUCGGGGGUCUCCCGGCCAUCGAGACUGUAGCAACAGAUGCUCUCGAGGAGGACGACGGAGAAGUGAAUGACCUUGACGUCGCCUCCUCAAAUAUCAGCAAGAUCAACAUCCAGCACUCCUCGGUCAGCUCAUCGUACUUGGUCUCGCUCAUCUGUUCGUGCAAAGCCUUAAAGGUCUUGCGCUUCUCGGUUGGAGGCCGCGCAACGAAUGAUGGGGGCUAUCCAUUGUUCUUUCACACCACUGUUAUGCGAGCACUCUUGCUUCAUAGAAGGACAUUGGAGGACGUGGACCUGGACGUCGAAUCGUACAUCUUCCACUUCAUGUGCGACCUUCAGCCGAGGACGGUAGGAUGCCUCUGCGUUAGAUACGAACCAAGAGAAUAUGAGGGCACCGACCGGACACCCCCAAUGUGCCUGGCGGAGCAGAAUGGCUCCCUGAAGGACUUGAUCGGUCUAAAGCGUCUGAGCAUUGGCAUCAAGUUUCUGCUAUGUUUCGUGAGGGGGAUUGACCUGGAGACGGAUGCGAGUACGGGGAGCAUGAUUGUGGACUGCCUGCCACCGCAUCUGACAUAUCUUUGUAUCCGAGGGUAUAAAAGGGGACAGCACGCAGGGCAGGAUGCUUUUAUCGAUGAGCUGUUGCAGGCUGUACACCAGGGGCGCCUGGAUUUGGAGCUUCGGGGAGUGGAUGAGACGAUUCCGCAUGGCGAGGAUGUAGACGACCCCGACCGGGACACGCAUCUAUUGUGGAAGCCGCCGGUGGAUGCAUCAGAGAGCGAGUGA